AUGGCCGAAGAGACUGACACAAACGAUAAAGCGACGAUGGAAAGUAUAACGCAAAACAUACUCGAGGUCAGUGCCGGAGGUGGGUCUGCGUCGAACGAAGUAGCCGCAUUGGAAUUCCAAGCCUCGCAGGUGAUUUCCAGGCUCGAGGAAGCUGUAGAGAGGGCUGCAGACGGUGGCGGUACCACCUGGAAUAAUCCCUCUGGGUUCCUUUCACAGUCAAAAACCACCGAUGAGAUAUUAACUUUAAUUCAGGAUUUGGUAAUUCACGAAGAUGCUCCACAACCUGCCGAAGACGGUUCAACAGAAACAGCAACGAGCCAAGUGACUACAUUGCCACCGUUAACAGAGCCAGCGAAAUUAGCAUUGAUCGCACACACUGUUUCUGCUUACGCGCUCGCGCUUCCAAAAGCUCAUGCUCAGAGACUAGCUGGUCGUUUGGCCGCAGACACGACCAGAUGGCUCAGUCACAUUUUCCGUUUCGUCGACUGUGUCUCCUCGUUUCACGAGGACCAUCUAGAGGGUUUGGUCAGGGUGGCCAGGUUGGCCUUGCACCGCAAGUAUCCUCGGUACAUGGAGGAGGGUUUCACAGCUCUCGCCGCCUCUCCACCUUUAAUUUACAGUUCGGUAGCCGCGCCUUUAGGCGUGGUUCAGCAUCUAUGCAGACAGCUUUCAUUACCACUGCAUUGUGUAAGACCUAUCCCCCAUAAUACAAUGUUUGGAUCACGGUAUAGUAUGGAUGUGUCAGCUUUGGAAAGAAGAUUGGCGGAAGAUACACAAUCAAAUAUCGUGACACCCCUUUUGGUAUUAGCAGAAGCGGGUUCAGUAUUAACGGGACAUUGCGACAAUAUCGCUAGACUGCGUGCAACAUGUGAUGUGUACAAUGUUUGGCUUCAUCUCAGAGGCCAUUCUUUAGCCGCGUUAGCGUUGAGUAAUGUAGUAAGUGUGUUCAUGUAUUCAGUUUUCUUAUUCUAUUUUUGUUCUUGUAAAAAAAUGUGUAAUAAGAAUGCUUUUGACUUCCAGUCUUCGAAGAUCGCCGAUAGCAUGACGUUACCUCUUGGUGUAUGGCUUGGUAUACCAUCCUUGCCGGUAGUUACGUUAUACAGAUUAACAGACACAAAGGGCGGUCGUCCAACUUCAAGAGACACAACUCUGUCUUUGGUGUCGGGUUUAAUGACAGAUUCGCUAUCAAGACGUUUACCAACUUUGCCAUUGUGGGCCACGUUGCAAGUGUUAGGUAGAGACGGUGUACAUAAUAGGUUGAAGAGGUGUUUUUUGGCUGUGGAAGAAUUGUACAACAAAAUCAAGAAAUUUUCUUGUAUAAGGAUAUUGAGUCAACCACCCGGUGGUGAAACCUCUUACACCAUAAACGAGUUCCUAACCAACCCUGUGCACAAUCCUCAACUCCUUGAAGCUGUGGCCAGCGCUUUAGUGUUUCAAUUUGUGCCUGCGGACAGAGAUCCUCAAGCGACAGAACGUGUUCCUCCUUAUUACGACAAACUGAACUCCUGGCUAGGGCAAAUUCUUCAAAGGGACAUCGAAAACGUACAAAUAGAGCUGUGUGAAAUCGAACAUCAUGGUAUAUCAAUUCGCAUUUGUCCACUAGAGAAUCCGGAACAACCUCCUUCUACCGAGGACAUAGAUAAUGUAGUGGCUUGUCUCGAACAACAGAUAGAAAUAUUACAGGCAACAGUGGAACAUAAAGCGACUUUCGUACGAUUGGUGUCAGAAAAUGACUCUUUGCAUUUAGUGGAAAUGCCAGGUUGGGCAGGUUUAGGUGGCGUACGAUACGCUCCUCCCACUUGGAUCCACGUUAUGACCGAUCAGGCGAAGGAGGAAUUGAAUAGAUUAAACACACAAUUGGUCGAAGCUUUGAGAAACACAGACGCGGCAUUUUCUUUGGGAGAGGGAGCUGAUGGCUUAGCUUGUGUGAGAUUUGGAAUGGUUACACAAGAUACGGAUGUAGCUGAAUUACUCUCCCUAGUCCUACAAGUUGGUCAAGAAGUGGAAGCCAGCUCCAAAUUAUUAGACACUAUAUCAGAAGUGGUGAAAAGAGGUAUCGAAGCUGCGCAGACAGACUUGGAGAGAGAAAAUGCCGAGAAAUUGUGGCAAGAAGGUAUUCUUAGACAUGUGCCUGUUGUUGGAACUUUCGUCAAUUGGUGGAGUCCUCCUUCGAAGGAAACAGGAGUUCGUGGCCGCAGUUUAAACUUGCAAGCCGGUGUUGUCGAGAGUACAGAGAACAUUUACAAGUAUCAUAUGCAAUUGCAACCGAAUUCCACAGUGAUUAAUGGAUCUGGUGCUAGAACUCCACCGCAGCCCCUUGUACAAACUCCAGUGGGCGCUGGGAGUCAAAGUCACAGUCGUUCGUCGAGUCAUUCCAGCCUGCAGAGCGGUAAAAGUAUUUCUGUGAUCACAAAUGCCACCUCUCAUCCACAAGUGAAAGAGGAAUCCGGCGAGGUGAAGUCGUAGUGAACAGUAAACGACACGGUUGAUCGAUAGAAAAAAAUUCAUUUGAUUCAGUUCAGGUCCGCAAACUUGGCGGAGGAACGAUGCUCUAGGUGAAACGAUCGAGCAUUUCCGGUAAAAGCUACCCUUUACAAUUCGCAGAGCACAGUAAAAAAAAAAAAAAAAGAAUUAGCAUCCCAAAAGCGUACGUCGAAGAUCUUGAAUAAGACGACACAGGUAAAGAAGGCACGUCGUCCUAUCUGUCGUUCU
Molecule: messenger RNA, 2712 nt
Organism: Habropoda laboriosa
Lineage: Eukaryota; Metazoa; Arthropoda; Insecta; Hymenoptera; Apidae
Product: pyridoxal-dependent decarboxylase domain-containing protein 1
Cellular component (GO): intracellular membrane-bounded organelle
Source: RefSeq, a predicted model, not a curated record